This is a messenger RNA of Aspergillus udagawae, 1077 nucleotides long. RefSeq names its product zinc-binding alcohol dehydrogenase family protein. The transcript has a single exon. The coding region runs from base 1 to 1077 and encodes 358 amino acids. Lineage: Eukaryota; Fungi; Ascomycota; Eurotiomycetes; Eurotiales; Aspergillaceae. The record is from RefSeq and is a predicted model, not a curated record. Gene Ontology annotation, molecular function: oxidoreductase activity, acting on NAD(P)H.
AUGAAAGCGAUCAUCACACAUCGAUUCUUGCCCAAGCGGCUGCUGAGUCUCGCUCUCGGUAGUCCGCUUGGACAGGGCGCCCAAGUCAAGGAUGUCCCCAUUCCAAGCAUCACCGACAAUGAGGUCUUGGUGAAGGUGCGUGCCGUCGCGCUGAACCCGAUUGACUUCAAAGAUAUUGAUUUCUUUUCCCCGCGUAACUCCGCCAUUGGCUGCGAUUAUGCGGGCGAGGUAACUCAGGUCGGCAAGAAUUCGGGACAGCGCUGGAAAGUGGGAGACCGAAUUGCUGGCUUUGUUCACGGUGGAUUAUAUCCUGAUAUCGGCUCGUUCGCAGAGUACCUGAAAGUUGACGGAGACCUGGCUUGGAAGGUGCCUGACGAAAUGACUCUGGGCGAAGCCACUACUUAUGGAGUUCCCGCAGCCACCGCGAUGCUGAGUCUUGCGUAUCUUGACAUUCCCUGGGCGGACAUUGAGAACGGGCGCAGCACCCAGGGUGACCAACCGACUAUUCUCAUCUACUCGGGAGGUUCGAAUGUUGGUCUCUUUGCUAUUCAGCUCGCCAAGAGAGCAGGAUAUAAGGUUGUGGUAACGGCUUCGCCACGUUCCUUUGACCUCGCAAAGCGCUAUGGUGCCGAUGCAGUAUAUGAUUACCGGAACUCUGCUUCGAUUGGCGAAAUCAAGAACGCCUAUCCAAAUAUCACAAAAGCUCUUGACUGCUUUUCUGAAGGCAGUUCGGCCUCCUUCUGUGCUGAUGUGUUACGGGAGGGCAAAGUAGUCACGCUUCUCGACCAAGGGAAACCGAAGAAGGCAAACGUGACCUACACUUUCCUCAUGAUCUACACUGUCUUUGGUCGCAAGUUUCAGUUGAUGGCACCCCUUGGCCCCGUGUACCCGGUGAUGCCGAAAGAUCGCGAGGUCAUCAGCAACUUUUAUGGCAACUUGUCAACUUUGUGCCUUGACGUUGUGAGACCUCCACCCAUCACCACUAUUAAGGGCGGUUUCAAAGAAAUUUUUGAAGGACUGGAGACGCUUCGCAAGGGCGAAGGUCGGGGCACAAAACUUGUCGUCGAAUUUCAGUGA